GAGACAAGAAUCCAUGCUCAAGUCGGUGAAGUGCUCAUAAAACAAUUUGAAGGGAAACUAACCGAAGGUGAUGCCAAGGUCAUCCACUUAUUUAAACUGUACGACGCUACGGGUGAUUAUCGAACCACCACGCAUCCCUACAAAAUUGGAUUCUUUCAGACUACUUUUGUUGGACCAGCGGAUGACUUCCCAAGUGAAGUUCCGAAGAAGUAUCUUGUCAAUUACAGUGAUAUUAUUGAUGGGAAGCUUGAUAGCAGUCGUUUGGUUG
Eruca vesicaria subsp. sativa (arugula) is the source of this 268-nucleotide messenger RNA. The record is from the annotation of a GenBank genome assembly. NCBI's taxonomy places the organism in Eukaryota, Viridiplantae, Streptophyta, Magnoliopsida, Brassicales, Brassicaceae.